Molecule: messenger RNA, 1281 nt
Organism: Lucilia cuprina (Australian sheep blowfly)
Lineage: Eukaryota; Metazoa; Arthropoda; Insecta; Diptera; Calliphoridae
Exons: 5
Coding region: 1-1197 (398 amino acids)
Source: RefSeq, a predicted model, not a curated record
AUGAGAACAACAUAUAGAACUAAUAAUAAAACUAUUAUUAUUUCUCUUGCAGGACGUGCUGCUGGUGUUUUAUAUGCUGGAGCCCAAGCAACACCAGAUGUUGGCGCCGGAGCCGUAUUGGGUGGAGAUACAUCUCAAGGUGGUUUUAGUGGUUCUCAAGCAUAUGCCAAUGGUAAGGUUUCCAGUCGUACACGAACCAUUGUGGCCGGAAAUACACAAAAAGUCCAUGAAGGUGAACAACCACAGUUGCCGCCACAGCCUGUAACAGAAAAUGUCAAUGCCAUACAAAAGAUACGACCACCCAAGAAAUAUUAUUCAUCAGAAACGUAUAAUUUUGUAAAUAGUGACGGAAAUAGUUUUAAUAAUGGUAUUGAAUAUGAGAAACCAGCUGCAGCAUCAAUUGUUUUCACAAAAACCAUAAACAAAACCACAUUUGCAACACCUUCCUUACAUGCCAUUAAUGACAAAUAUAAUAUUGCACCAUUGCAAACAGCAUCAUUAAAUAUAGAUGCCAGCGAUAGUAAUAAAGACAAUGCAACUCCAUUAGUAACAACAUCAGCAUCGACAUUAUCACCAUUAUCAUCGUCAUCAACAUCAUCAUCUGCAUUAUCAGCAACACCAACAAUCAACAUUCAUUCAUCCGUUUCAUCAAGCCAUCAUUCGUUAAAUGGAGACAAUACAAGUGGAAAUAUUGCUCAAGGUGUUAAUAGUAAUGAUGCAACUGCCAUAAUUAUAACAAAAUUACUCAAUAGACAACCUAAUCCUCAUUACAAACAUCGUCGUAAUCAUCAUCAUACUAAGCGUAUUAAUUUAAACCGACAACGUCAACGUUCUAAAACGUUUGUUAAAGUUGUGGAACAGCAGCAGCAACAACAACAACCAGCAUUAGAACAUCAGCAACAUUAUAGUUCUACGGAAGAGUUAUUUCCUAUAGAAACACAACAUAAACAACAAAAUAAUCCACAAAUUUACCAACAACAGCAACAACCUGUCAGACGUCAAUUGAUAGCACCACCACCAGCUCCUCAUAAUGUACCAGCACCACCCUGUGAUAGUACCAAAUACGAUUGUAAAAAUGUUCACAGAGAAGUACGUUCGGAUGUAGUACAAAGUGCUUUACAGAUUCCCAUUGGUAUUUUACAAUCUCUACAAAAUAGUUUGGGCAAUUUUGGAGCUGCUCCCAGAAACAACUAUUAAUAAGAUAUUUUUAUAUAUGAUGGACCUUAAAAAUUACUCAAUAUAUUUAAUAAACGAUAUAUCUUUAUAAAUUUAGCAAGAUAA